Molecule: messenger RNA, 1686 nt
Organism: Aspergillus puulaauensis
Lineage: Eukaryota; Fungi; Ascomycota; Eurotiomycetes; Eurotiales; Aspergillaceae
Product: flavin-containing monooxygenase
Exons: 7
Coding region: 1-1686 (561 amino acids)
Molecular function (GO): NADP binding; N,N-dimethylaniline monooxygenase activity; flavin adenine dinucleotide binding
Source: RefSeq, a predicted model, not a curated record
AUGGCGCAGGAACAUGGCAAAAACAUCCCCUCCUACAGCCAAAUCGCCUGCGUCGGCGCUGGCAUCAGUGGGAUCGCACUCGGCGCCACGCUGAAACGAUGGUACAACCUGGACGACAUCCGCCUGUUCGAGCGCCAUAGCGACUGCGGAGGAACAUGGCAUAUUAGCUCGUACCCUGGCUGUGCAUGCGAUGUACCCAGUGCGCUAUACAGCUACUCCUUUGCACCAAACCCAGAAUGGACCAAGUUGAUGCCCUCGUUCGAGGAGAUUCAAGCCUACCAGCGAGCUGUGGCAGACCGGUAUGGACUGCGCGAUAAAAUGACCUUUCGUACAGAGGUGAAAGAGUGUUUCUGGAGGGAGGACGCUUCACGGUGGCUGAUGGUACUGCGGAAUGUUGAUACCGAUGAGAUCUCCUACCACGAAUGUCAGAUCCUUUUUGGAGCGACGGGCAUCCUAGUUGAGCCUCGUCCUUGCGAUAUUCCUGGGGCGUCGACCUUCAAGGGAUCCCUCUUCCACUCUGCGCGGUGGGACCAUGAUGUUAGCUUGGAGGGGAAGAAGGUCGUCGUUAUAGGCAAUGGAUGCACUGCUGCUCAGAUUGUGCCAGCGAUAAUGCAACCCAGCACAUCAGUAACGCAAAUCAUCCGCAGCCAGCACUGGGUCGUUGACCGUGGAAACUUCACUUACCCUCCGUGGAUGAUCUGGGCAUUUCGCCAUAUUCCUCUUCUUCACCGUCUCCAUCGCUUCGCGAUCUACCAGGGCGCCGAAGCCGACUGGCAGUUGUUCCCAAUGACCAAGCCCGCCGCACAAUACCGGCAGAAGAGGCGCGUGGAAAUCGAAUCUUAUAUGCGGAGGACAGCUCCAGCAAAAUAUCACGACAUUCUCAUUCCAGACUUUGAAGUUGGCUGCAAGCGCCGAAUCUUCGACUGCAACUAUCUCGACUCUCUACACAACGAGAAGAUGCUCCUAACAGACGCAAAGAUCCUCGAAAUCGUCCCCGAGGGCCUCCAGACCUCGAACGGACUCAUCGAAGCAGACGUGAUCGUCCUAGCAACGGGGUUCAACACAAAUACCUUCCUCCCAGGAAUCCAAGUAUAUGGCCGAAACAGCAAAACCGUCGAGGAGCACUGGGGACGCAAUCACGGCCCGGGGGCGUAUAAUACAACCUCCAUGAACGGGUUCCCUAAUUUCUUCCUCUUGCUUGGGCCGAAUACUAUUACUGGCCAUACGUCUGCUAUUAUGGCGACUGAGAACUCUGUGAACUAUGCACUCCGUAUCCUCAAGCCCGUUCUAGAUGGAUCUGCUGCCUCGGUCGAGCCGAAGCUCAGUGCCGAGGAUGACUACAUUGAUAAGGUCCAAGCUGCUUGUCAGAAUACCGUUUGGCAUUCGGGGGGUUGUAACUCGUGGUACAUCAACGACAAAAAGUGGAACGCGACGGCAUAUCCCUGGACGCAAGCCCAUUUUUGGUAUAGAUGUCUGUUCCCUGUUUGGACGGACUGGAAUAUUAAAGAGGGUGCUAAGAACUGCGAACAGUGGGUUCAAAAACCGGCAAGGACAGGCCGGAAACAGUUGCUGUUGAUUAUCUUAUUCAUCAUUUGGGCUGGAAUAUAUAAGAAGAGACUCAAUAUUCGUGGCGUUGCUUCGACUAGGCGGAUUGUAAGUGACUUGAGAAGGAGAGUUGGAUACUAG